Molecule: messenger RNA, 2170 nt
Organism: Cynara cardunculus var. scolymus (artichoke)
Lineage: Eukaryota; Viridiplantae; Streptophyta; Magnoliopsida; Asterales; Asteraceae
Product: DELLA protein GAI-like
Exons: 1
Coding region: 142-1875 (577 amino acids)
Biological process (GO): hyperosmotic salinity response; regulation of seed dormancy process; regulation of DNA-templated transcription
Cellular component (GO): nucleus
Molecular function (GO): sequence-specific DNA binding; DNA-binding transcription factor activity
Source: RefSeq, a predicted model, not a curated record
CCUCUUGCUUUCCAAAGCAAAAGAAGAUUCAACUAUUACUCCUCCCCCUCCCCCUCCUAUGCUCAAUAUUAUUCAUCCAUCCUCCACUUGAUUUCAUCCAAGUUUCAUCAACCAAUUCAUUUACUUUUUCUAGAUUCAAACAUGAAGAGGGAUCGAGAGCGUAAGAAAGAAGCAAAGGCUUCCAUCUCCUCGUCUUCAUUGGCGUCAGGGAAGGGUAAAGAUUUGCAUCAGCCCUUGCCCGAUUCAGGAGGAAUGGACGAGCUCUUGGAGGUUUUGGGAUACAAGGUUAGGUCCACGGACAUGGCGGAUGUAGCGCAGAAGCUUGAGCAGCUUGAAAUGGUGAUGGGUGAAGAUGGGAUUUUUCAACUCUCUGAUACUGUUCAUUACAACCCUUCUGAUCUUUCCGGCUGGGUCCAGAGUAUGCUUUCCGAGCUCAACAAUAACGCUUCUGAUCUUUCACCUUCCACCAAUUUCGAUAUCGUUCUUCCCGGCGAAUCCUCCUCCACCACCAUGAUUGAUUUCUCCAACAACAAAGAAAUUGAUGGCCAACAACAGGGGAGUAAAUUGUAUGACGAUGAUCCGUAUGAUUUGCGUGCGAUUGCCGGUGGGGCUAUUUACGGAACCACCACCGACGAGUCUCCGGUGCCUAGAAACGGAAUUAAGCGGAUCAAAUCUGCCGUAGCUGGAUCUGAAGCUGUUGCUGCGCCGCCAGAAUCGCCGCGGCCGGUGGUGCUCGUCGAUUCUCAGGAGGCUGGUAUUAGAUUGGUCCACACCUUGAUGGCCUGCGCAGAGGCGGUGCAGCAGGACAACAUGAAACUAGCCGACGCUCUCGUCAAACACGUGGGUCUCCUCGCGGCAUCGCAGGCCGGCGCGAUGGGGAAAGUCGCCACUUAUUUCGCCGGAGCUCUGGCUCAGAGAAUCUAUAAGAUCUACCCCCAAGAUGGCCUUGAAACUUCCUGUUGGGAAAUUCUACAGAUGCAUUUCUAUGAAAGCUGCCCUUACCUCAAAUUCGCACACUUCACCGCGAAUCAAGCCAUCCUCGAAGCAUUUGCCGGAGCAACCCGCGUUCAUGUCAUCGAUUUCAGCUUGAAUCAAGGGAUGCAGUGGCCUGCUCUUAUGCAGGCGUUGGCAUUGCGUACCGACGGUCCACCGGCUUUCCGUCUAACAGGAAUUGGGCCACCGCAACCGGACAACACCGAUGCUUUACAGCAAGUAGGAUGGAAAUUAGCCCAAUUAGCCGAUACGAUCGGUGUCGAAUUCGAAUUUCGUGGGUUUGUUGCGAAUUCGUUAGCCGACAUCGACGCCGCAAUGCUUGAUAUCCGACCGAGCGAGGUGGAAGUGGUUGCGGUGAACUCCGUUUUCGAGCUCCACCGCCUCUUGGCUCGUCCGGGCGCCGUGGAGAAGGUGCUGAAUUCGAUCAAUGCCAUGAAACCCAAGAUAGUGACGCUGGUGGAACAAGAAUCUAACCAUAACGGCGCCGUUUUCUUAGACAGGUUCAACGAGGCUUUACAUUACUACUCCACCAUGUUCGACUCGCUGGAGAGCUCGGCGUUGACUCAACCCACCAGCCAGGAUUUGGUGAUGUCGGAGGUGUAUUUAGGGCGGCAGAUAUGUAACGUGGUGGCGUGCGAAGGUACGGACCGAGUGGAACGCCAUGAGACACUGAGUCAGUGGCGGACUCGGAUGAACUCAGCCGGGUUCGAUCCGGUUCACCUGGGGUCCAAUGCUUUUAAACAAGCAAGCAUGCUGUUGGCGUUGUUCGCCGGCGGCGAUGGGUACAGAGUGGAAGAAAACGACGGGUGCUUGAUGCUGGGGUGGCACACACGGCCACUGAUUGCCACCUCGGCUUGGAAACCAGGGGGUAUGGAGACAUGAACGAGUCAACCCCGGGGUGAACUCAGUGAGUUUAGGCGGUGGGAUGGGAUGGGGACGGGGGGACAAGGAUAGAGAGAGAAAGACCCAUAUGAGUCAAAUCAAGUCUUUUUCAUAAUUUACAUUUCAAACACCCAAGUCAGCUUUUUUACCUUUUUCCCACUACUUUUUUAGUGGUUGGAUUUCUAUUUUAUUUUUAUUUAUUAAAUGGGAGUCGUAUGUACUUGUUUUAGUUUUGAAGGGCCGUGGCCCAAAUUUAUGUUAAUAUUUUUUUUAUUUUUUUCUUUUUCUUUUCAUU